This is a messenger RNA of Poeciliopsis prolifica (blackstripe livebearer), 966 nucleotides long. Its product is annotated as macrophage mannose receptor 1-like. Bases 1 to 966 code for a protein of 321 amino acids. Lineage: Eukaryota; Metazoa; Chordata; Actinopteri; Cyprinodontiformes; Poeciliidae. The record is from RefSeq and is a predicted model, not a curated record. The transcript is spliced from 6 exons.
AUGGAGAAAGUUCUGUGGUUCUUUGCUGCUGCAUCAGCUCUGAGCGCCUCCCACCCUGAACGUCAGUACCAUUUCGUUUACGAGCCAAAGAACUGGACCGACGCUCAGAGCUACUGCAGAGAAAACUACACCGACCUGGUCACCGUGGACAACGAAGACGUUGUGACGAUCCUGAACAACAUGGCCGAUCUGCGGCAGAUGGACUCCUCCGCUGUCGCCUGGAUCGGUUUGUACCACAAUGAGGUCAGAUGGAAGUGGUUCUCUGAAGGUUUUUACCGGAGUGAUGAGCUGAACUGGCAGAAAUGGGAGUGGAGGGAGCCAAACCUCCAAUGGUACAUCCCGUCAUGUGGGGCGAUGGACAAAGCUGGGUGGUGGUACGAUGUGUUGUGUGGGAUGAACAAAUACCCGAUCUGCUACAAUGAGUCAGAAGAGGAGACGAGCGUUGUCUUCGUGAACGCCGAGAUGAACUGGGAAGAGGCUCAGAGCUUCUGCAGGGAUCACUACACUGACCUGGCCUUUCCCAGGAGCCAGGCAGAGAACGAGGAGAUAGCAGCAGAGAUACCAGGCGGCGUGUUGGGCUGGAUCGGCCUCUACAGAGAGUCCUGGAAGUGGUCGGACGGACACAUGUAUCUGUUUCAGAACUGGCUAGAGGCCAAACCUGACAGUCAGAGCGAGCUUUGCAGCGUUGCCAGAUUUAGCAGCUCUGGCGGCUGGGACGACUGGAACUGUGACAAACUGAAGCCAUUUAUCUGCCAUGAAGACCCUCAACCCUUCACAACACAAGUGGUGAAAGUGAAGCUGGUGUUGAACUCGGCUCUGGAUCUGAACGACCCGGCGGUUCUGGAAAACAUGAAGGCGGAGCUCCGCCUGAUGCUGGAUCAGCAGGGCCCAGACGUCAAGCUGAGCUGGAAGAAACAGCAGGACGGAAAAAUCUUCCACCAGGAGGAAGAGGAGAAGCUGCAGUGA